This is a messenger RNA of Ochotona curzoniae (black-lipped pika), 1568 nucleotides long. Its product is annotated as leukocyte-associated immunoglobulin-like receptor 1. The record is from RefSeq and is a predicted model, not a curated record. Bases 352 to 1158 code for a protein of 268 amino acids. The transcript is spliced from 8 exons. Lineage: Eukaryota; Metazoa; Chordata; Mammalia; Lagomorpha; Ochotonidae.
CCUGCCUGCUGCUUCCCACCACAGACCCACACCAUCAGCACUUGCAAGCGGAUGUUCUGCUUCUACUUUAAUCAUGAGGAAACGAACAUUUUGAGUGUCACAAUGCCCCGCCCCAGAGCAGAGGGUGUGCGAACCCACGUCAGCCUGUGACCUGGCCUUCACAGCACCUUAUCCCACGGACUCAGAGCAAGGUGGGCACCUCGGGGCCGAGCUGGGUCUGCUGGGAGCGUGUACGCAGGAGGCCUCUCCAGAAAUCUGGUCAGCAGGGAGAGGAAGAGGACAGCCGCCCCUCCUCUCGGACGGAGCUGGUAGUGCUAAAACCUGGGACGCGGCCAGCACCCUGUUGUGGCCAUGAUCCCUCAGCCCGCCAUCCUCCUGGGCCUCGGGCUGUGCUUGGGCCAGCUGACCCACCAGCAGUCAGAGGCCUGGCCCAAGCCGUCCAUCUCCGCCGAGCCGGGGCAGACCAUCCACCUGGGGCAGAACAUGACCUUCGUGUGCCGGAGUCCUCGAUUGUUCAGCGUCUUCCGCCUGCAGAAAGAUAGCAAGAUUGUCAUCAAGGAUGAGAAGAACACUUCACUCAACCAGACCGAGAUGCGGUUCCCCAUGGGCCCAGUGAAGGCCAGCAUGGCCGGGCAGUACCGCUGUAUCUAUGUUACUUCAAGUGGCUGGUCUGACUACAGUGAAGAGCUGGAGCUGGUGGUAACCGCUGAGGAGGUCACCCAGGCCUCCGACCCCGACCCGGCUCUGCCCUCAGGCAUGCCUGCCCCAGGCCCUGCCCCAGGCCCUGGCCCAGGACUCCUGUAUGUCUUCGUGGGCGUUGCCGUGGUCUUGCUGCUGACCUGCCUGCCCCUCCUUCUCUUCUGCCUCCAUCGCCAUAGUCAGACAAAGCACGGCUCCCCAAGCAGCAAAGGUGAAGGAUGGAAACCGCAGGAGAGGCUCAGCUUGGACAUGGAGGACUUAAAGACAACUCCAGACAGCGCCAAGGUUGACAGGCUUGCUGGGAAGGACGCACAGAUGGAUACGACCGUCCUGGCAGCGGGCAGUGGCCAGGAUGUGACCUACGCUCAGCUGGACCAGCGGGCACUCAUGCAGAGGGCGGCCCCUGCCAUGGAACCCUCAGCCGAAUCCAGCACGUAUGCGACCCUUGCUAGAUGUUGACCCUGCGCCUACAAGGUUCACGUGUCUGAGGCCGCUGAGGUGACCCAUGUGGGCAGGCGUGUGGAGGGGUACGUCAGCUGGACAUGCCUUGGAGGCCCCCUGACCAGGCACCUCAGUCCACUGUUACGCGGCUGCUUCCGGAGGCCCAGCUGUCACUGUCUGGCUGCUACAGGACCCUGCUGGGGCUCAGGGGACUCUGUGGGCAGUGUUGCCUUCUCCUGGCUACCCUCAGAGCUCUGCUCACUCUGUCAGCUGACCCCAGAGCCCUGCUGUGAGCCCCAGCCACCCAGGGGCAUGCUCGCUCUGUCAACUGACCCCCGAGUCCGGCUGCUCCCAGCUCUGGCUCAAGCUCUACUUGGUGCAUCAAUAAAUACAUUGUGAGGUCUGGACAGAGGUCCCUGCGAGCCCCC